Messenger RNA from Micromonas commoda, 1157 nucleotides. RefSeq names its product mitosis protein DIM1/U5snRNP-specific component (gene DIM1). Bases 1 to 429 code for a protein of 142 amino acids. Lineage: Eukaryota; Viridiplantae; Chlorophyta; Mamiellophyceae; Mamiellales; Mamiellaceae. The record is from RefSeq and is a predicted model, not a curated record. Gene Ontology annotation, cellular component: U4/U6 x U5 tri-snRNP complex; spliceosomal complex; U5 snRNP. Gene Ontology annotation, biological process: mRNA splicing, via spliceosome. The transcript has 2 exons.
AUGGCGUUUCUCCUCCCUCACCUGCGAAGCGGUUGGGCCGUAGACCAGGCGAUUCUGACGGAGGAAGAGCGUUUGGUUGUGCUUCGCUUCGGAAGGGAUGCGGACGAUACGUGCAUGUCGAUGGACGAGACUCUUUCGAGCGUCGCCGAUAAAGUCAAGAACUUUGCUGUAAUCUAUUGCGUUGAUAUAGAGGAGGUCCCGGACUUCAACGCCAUGUAUGAGCUCUAUGACCCGUGCACGGUCAUGUUUUUCUUCAGAAACAAACACAUAAUGAUUGACCUCGGAACGGGUAACAACAAUAAGAUUAACUGGGCCAUGGACGAUAAGCAAGAGUUCGUGGAUAUUGUUGAGGUGGUCUACGCAGGGGCACGCAAGGGUAGGGGUUUAGUAGUCUCACCAAAAGACUACUCAACAAAAUAUAGAUACUAAAAUACAGCAGUCUGACUCUGAUUGCCAGGGGUAUUUGUGGCACUGCCCUUGUUUGCAUCUUCAGGAAUACUUGCAACUGUCCCGUCCCUCUGUGGGGCUUGAACUUUUCGUAUCUGAUUUGGCUUCCAGGAGUUUUGGUUGUGCCCAAUACGGUUUAGUUUAGACGGGUCACAAAGCUUAUUUUUCACUUCAUGUUCUCGAUUCGAUGCAAAGGCAUACCAUUUUUUUAGCUCCACAUGGAUAGCCUGAAUGCCACAAUAGCACAAACCAAGGUAAACCGCCCGUCCAAAUUCAACAUUUCAGGUUGAAUGUUGAGUCGAGGAAACAUGUUUUGGGCAUCACCUUCGAGAAAUGGCUGGACACGAACAAAUUAAAGCUCAAGCGCGGGAUCGCUAAUUUUAUUCGUGAAACACGAAGGUAACCGGCUGCCAGUUUACAAAGAAUAAAUAUCUAUGUAGAUUCAGUCUCCAAUACUAUCGACGGGCCGUCAGACCGCUAGAAUCGGCGCAAUAACGCGAGUUUAAGAUGGCGCACUGAAUCGUUGGGGUCAUCACGCUUCUUGCAUGGAAUUUUGGUCUGGUUUUAAGUAGAGGCUUUCUGUUGACGCGAAGCGGCUCGGCGGCAUCACCCUCAUUUAAAAAUAGUCGCCAUCCUGUCUUCAAUGACCGACGACUAUUACAAUUUAGGGAGGCGGCUCCGUGUAUUAGAUUCAAAACACCACUUGUUCC